Ascochyta rabiei is the source of this 1014-nucleotide messenger RNA. RefSeq names its product Tryptophan--tRNA ligase. The transcript has 4 exons. Gene Ontology annotation, biological process: translation. Gene Ontology annotation, cellular component: mitochondrion; ribosome; small ribosomal subunit. The coding region runs from base 1 to 1014 and encodes 337 amino acids. NCBI's taxonomy places the organism in Eukaryota, Fungi, Ascomycota, Dothideomycetes, Pleosporales, Didymellaceae. Gene Ontology annotation, molecular function: structural constituent of ribosome. The record is from RefSeq and is a predicted model, not a curated record.
AUGGCGGCGCCGAGAUGCAUGCGCUCCUUUAUGGGGCCGGUGAAGAGGACCAAGAUUACACACGCCUCCCGACCAUUCUCGACAACGACCACGCGCACAGCACCGGACGAUGACCAGACAUCGGAGAAGGUCAUGAACGACCUCACUGCUGAUGUUGAGGCCGGGAACAUGUCGCUAGAGCAGCGGUUGCAGGAUAUGGACAUGGAUCCUGUCGAGUACAAGACCCUGUGGAACAGCCAGAAGAAGGCGGAAAAGCGAGCUGCCAAAUGGGAGCCCAAGACUCGCGAGGAAGCUCAGCAAAAGUGGCAAGAGGCGCAAUCCAGGCCAGACGACCUCACACUACUGCGCAUGUACAAGCGCGCUGGAGUCGAGCCCAUCAAGCUCGCAAAGGAACGCGAUAUCAGGCUUCCCACCGACAAGGAACCCCUCGACGCGAAGACGCAAGCAGCCCUAGACGAACUCCGCCAACCCCUCAACGUCCGCGCUUUAAACCUCCGCCCAUUGCGCCGCACACCAGAGUACGGUGUCCCAGUCUGCGAUCUGCAGUUGCGCACCUACUCAGUCCGCAAUCUCCUUCUCUUCGCCGACUUCGCCGUCCGCGCAGCCUACUACAUGGGCCUCUCUGCCCGCGGUCCUAUUCCUCUCCCACGCAUAACCGAGCGCUGGACAGUCCCACGCUCCAACUUCAUCUUCAAGAAGAGUCAAGAAAACUUCGAGCGUAUCACCAUGCGCCGGUUGAUCCAGAUCCAGGAUGGGCACCCCGAUGUAGUGAAGGCAUGGCUGGCGUUCUUGACCGAGCACCAGGUUGAUGGUGUAGGUAUGAAGGCGAAUAUUUGGGAGUACGAGGACUUGGAGACGGCGACGCGCGCCGGAGAGGCUAUUGCGGCGGACGACGUCCGCAGGAGGAAGGAAGGCCCCAUGAUGCAGAAGGUCGACGAGAUUCUGAACAGCAAGGGAUUCAAGGAGGCCAUGAAAGGGCACAAGAGCAAGGCUGAGAUUGAAUUCAGGCGGUAG